AUGAAGGCUGCCUUGAAGACAAUGCAUGAGAGCUUUGAUGCGGAAUACGUCAGCUUGCAUGUCCGAGUUUCGAAUACGGCAGCGCUCACUCUUUAUAGGGAUACUCUUGGUUUCAAGCAACACGAUAUUGAGAAACAAUAUUAUGCGGAUAAGGAGGAUGCCUUUGACAUGCGCAAGUACUUGACUACACCGUCGUCUGAGGAAAGUGAAGGGGAAAAGAAGAGAGGCCUCAUCAUGAAGAUUCUGCUGAGGAGCCGAGCCGCUGGAGACGAUACGCGGAGAGGGAGUCGGUGA
Perkinsus marinus ATCC 50983 is the source of this 294-nucleotide messenger RNA. RefSeq lists its product as hypothetical. Gene Ontology annotation, molecular function: protein N-terminal-serine acetyltransferase activity; protein-N-terminal-glutamate acetyltransferase activity. Gene Ontology annotation, biological process: N-terminal peptidyl-glutamic acid acetylation. NCBI's taxonomy places the organism in Eukaryota, Perkinsozoa, Perkinsida, Perkinsidae. Gene Ontology annotation, cellular component: NatA complex. The record is from RefSeq and is a predicted model, not a curated record. The coding region runs from base 1 to 294 and encodes 97 amino acids. The transcript has 4 exons.